AUGCGUAACAACCGUUAUAAUUUGCGAAAUUUACAACCAAGACGCCUAAAUCAACAGCUCGAGGCACUUCGGACAAACGUUCCUGCGAACAGAGAUGAGACGCCGCCCACAAGUGUUACCGUGAAUUUGCCAAAAUUUACACACAACAACCCGCACCUGUGGUUUGCUCAAUUGGAGCGAUCAUUCCGUUUGCACCACAUUGUCGACGACACCGACAAGUUCGACUUGGUGACACUUCAUUUGGAAGAAGAUGUGGUUUUGGCUGUGGAGGAUUUGGUCACUCGUCCACCGGCAGACAACAAGUACAAAGCAAUCAAAACUCGCUUGCUGCAGAAGUUCGCUAAAUCGCCCGAGUCAAAACUGCGACGACUACUUCAGGGAGGAGGUGCCACCGGAUUAAAGCCUUCGAAAAUCUUGGCAAAUAUGCGACGCUUGGCCCCGGAUCCUGGCAGCGAGAGCAUCAUUUACACCCUAUUCCUCGCUGUGAUGCCUGCCUCCAUUCGUCCGCUGCUCACCGUAUGGGAUGAUUCGGACUUGGACAAGCUUGCGAAGAUUGCAGACAAACUGCUCAAAGCCGUUAGCACGAACGCCGCGUUUGCCAUUGGCACAUCUUCAAAUGGUGUUCUUCCAGCAAAUCCGGCUAUCUGCGCAGUUUCCCCUGCAGAUCAUUUGAAAGAACUUUCAGUCAAUUUACGUUCGCUCAUGCAAGAUGUCACGGCAUUGAAAAAGGAUGUCAAACGCAUCCAAUCACGCAACCGAUCACGCAGUUCAUCUCGUGGCGCAAGACCAGCGGGAAAUUCCAGUCAACAGACAUCAGGAGCACAGGAAAAUCAUUGUAUUUACCACAAGCGCUUUGGUGACAACGCAAAUAAAUGCUGA
Messenger RNA from Drosophila yakuba, 879 nucleotides. RefSeq lists its product as uncharacterized. The transcript has a single exon. NCBI's taxonomy places the organism in Eukaryota, Metazoa, Arthropoda, Insecta, Diptera, Drosophilidae. Bases 1 to 879 code for a protein of 292 amino acids. The record is from RefSeq and is a predicted model, not a curated record.